This is a messenger RNA of Microthlaspi erraticum, 1269 nucleotides long. Lineage: Eukaryota; Viridiplantae; Streptophyta; Magnoliopsida; Brassicales; Brassicaceae. The record is from the annotation of a GenBank genome assembly.
AUGGGGAACUCAUUCACAUGCAUCUCUCAUGAGGAGGAACAACGUCCCAAGAAAUCCUCUGCGGGCCGCAAAGGAGGAGGAAGUAACUCCGGGAAAUAUGUGCGUCGGCUGUCGCUAAUCCCUUCAUUUAGAAGGCGUAAGCUACUCCCUUCGCUCUCCUGCUCUGGCUCAUCCUCCACUUCGUCUUCCAAGAAAGGCGGAGUCAAAGCGAAGAAGAAGAUAAGAGAGAGACAUCAUCAAGACCACCAUGGACAUGACAAAGACUCUCACAUUAUUCAAGAGCAAACACUUGCAGCCACUAAUCUCCUCUUCAACCAAACCCCUCGUAACAGCAACUCUGUUAUUCCUCCUAACUUUAGACGCUCCACCUCUGUGGUCUAUCCCUCGACUCAGUCUGCCAGCUCCGGCACUGGGUCAGGACCCGUUUCAGCCGUGCAGACUCCCAAGAAGUCGACCGGUGCAUUUGAGCUGAAUAAGGUGGAAGGUUCAGAGACGAAGCGGUUCGUGCUGGUUCACGGUGGAGGAUUCGGGGCUUGGUGUUGGUACAAAACCAUAACUCUCUUAGAGAAACAUGGUUUCCAAGUCGAUGCCGUUGACUUGACCGGUUCAGGUGUAAGCUCUUUUGACACCAACAACAUCACAAGCCUCGCUCACUACUCCAAACCUCUCCUCCACUUCUUCGAAUCCCUCAAACCCACCGAGAAGGUAAUUUUAGUUGGUCAUGAUUUUGGAGGGGCUUGUAUGUCUUAUGCCAUGGAGAUGUUUCCUAGUAAAAUCUCCAAAGCUAUCUUUAUCUCUGCUGCUAUGUUGGCCAAUGGCCAAAGCACUCUUGAUCUCUUUAACCAACAGCUGGGGUCAAAUGAUCUGAUGCAACAAGCCCAAAUAUUUCUGUACGCCAACGGCAAAAAGAACCCUCCAACCGCCGUUGAUUUCGACAGAUCGUUGCUUAGAGAUUUUCUCUUUAAUCAGAGCCCUCCAAAGGACCUCGCAUUAGCCUCGGUAUCCAUGAGACCGAUCCCGUUUGCACCGGUCGGUGAAAAGCUACACGUGUCGGAGAAAAACUACGGCUCUAUUCGCCGGUUCUACAUCAAAAUCAUGGAGGAUUACGCCGUACCGGUUCCUCUCCAGGAGGCGAUGAUAAAAUCGAACCCACCGGAACAAGUUUUCCAGCUCAAAGGAUCCGAUCACGCACCGUUUUUCUCUCGGCCUCAGUCUUUGAACCGAAUCCUCGUCGAGAUAUCUCAAUUACCGGCAAGGAAAUCAUCGUGA